GCUAUCCAGCCUGUCAUCACCUUACCGAACAAACCGUUCAGGUCUUGACCGGCACUGCGUCUUGUGCAAUACACCUCUCAGCCUCAAACCGCAAAGAUGUCUUACCAAAAGCCCGAGAAGGAUUUCGGCGAAGGCCCAAAAAUCCACAAGAUCCGUAUUACCUUGACCUCCCGCAAGGUUGCUUCCCUCGAGAAAGUCUGCCAGGAGCUCAUUGAGCGUGCCCGCUCCAAGUCGCUCCACGUCAAGGGCCCCGUCAGACUUCCCACCAAGACUCUCACCAUCUCCACUCGCAAAACUCCUUGCGGUGAGGGUAGCAAGACCUGGGAUCGAUUCGAGAUGCGGAUUCACAAGCGCUUGAUUGACUUGAACGCCCCUACCGAGACGGUUAAGCAGAUCAUCAUCAACAUCGAGGCUGGUGUUGAGGUCGAAGUCACCAUCGCCGCAUAAGCGACCUAGCGAAGGAUAAACCUUGAUCGGAUGCCCGGAAAUCGAGCUCGAUCAUUAUGCCCUGCUUAAUGGAUGUUAUGAUACUAUGAACUGUAUUACAAUAUCGAAAUUAAAACGUUGAGCAGUGUUGAAUCGCAGCCUCCUUC
Molecule: messenger RNA, 593 nt
Organism: Coccidioides posadasii C735 delta SOWgp
Lineage: Eukaryota; Fungi; Ascomycota; Eurotiomycetes; Onygenales; Onygenaceae
Gene: RPS20
Product: 40S ribosomal protein uS10
Biological process (GO): translation
Cellular component (GO): cytosolic small ribosomal subunit; ribosome
Molecular function (GO): RNA binding; structural constituent of ribosome
Source: RefSeq, a predicted model, not a curated record